GUCAUACCUGAGUCCCAUGAACGCUCACCUGCUUUCCCUCCUCACCUCCCACAGAGCAACGAUGCCUCAGGGAACACUUGGAACUGGUUGUACUUCAUCCCCCUCAUCAUCAUUGGCUCCUUUUUUAUGCUGAACCUCGUGCUGGGUGUGCUGUCAGGGGAGUUUGCCAAAGAAAGGGAGCGGGUGGAGAACCGACGGGCUUUUCUGAAGCUCAGGCGGCAGCAACAGAUCGAACGAGAGCUCAAUGGGUACAUGGAGUGGAUCUCAAAAGCAGAAGAGGUGAUCCUCGCCGAGGAUGAAACCGAUGGGGAACAGAGGCAUCCCUUUGAUGCUCUGCGGAGAGCCACCAUAAAGAAGAGCAAGACAGACCUGCUCAACCCCGAAGAGGCUGAGGAUCAGCUGGCCGACAUCGCCUCUGUGGGGUCUCCCUUUGCCCGAGCCAGCAUUAAAAGUGCCAAGCUGGAGAACUCGACUUUUUUUCACAAAAAGGAGAGGAGGAUGCGUUUCUACAUCCGCCGCAUGGUCAAAACUCAGGCCUUCUACUGGACUGUGCUCAGUCUGGUAGCCCUCAACACGCUGUGUGUUGCUAUUGUUCACUACAACCAGCCCGAGUGGCUCUCCGACUUCCUCUACUAUGCAGAAUUCAUUUUCUUAGGACUCUUUAUGUCCGAAAUGUUUAUAAAAAUGUACGGGCUUGGGACACGGCCUUACUUCCACUCUUCCUUCAACUGCUUUGACUGUGGGGUUAUCAUUGGGAGCAUCUUCGAGGUCAUUUGGGCUGUCAUAAAACCCGGCACAUCCUUUGGAAUCAGCGUGUUACGAGCCCUCAGGUUAUUGCGUAUUUUCAAAGUCACAAAGUACUGGGCAUCUCUCAGGAACCUGGUCGUCUCUCUUCUCAACUCCAUGAAAUCUAUCAUUAGCCUGUUGUUCCUCCUUUUCCUGUUCAUCGUUGUCUUCGCCCUUUUGGGAAUGCAACUCUUUGGUGGCCAGUUUAAUUUUGAUGAAGGGACUCCUCCUACCAACUUCGACACUUUUCCAGCAGCAAUAAUGACGGUGUUUCAGAUCCUGACGGGCGAAGACUGGAAUGAGGUCAUGUAUGACGGCAUCAAGUCUCAGGGGGGCGUGCAGGGCGGCAUGGUGUUCUCCAUCUACUUCAUCGUGCUGACGCUCUUCGGGAACUACACCCUCCUGAACGUGUUUUUAGCCAUCGCGGUGGAUAAUUUGGCCAACGCCCAGGAGCUCACCAAGGAUGAGCAAGAAGAAGAAGAAGCAGCCAACCAGAAACUCGCUCUACAGAAAGCCAAGGAGGUGGCAGAAGUGAGUCCUCUGUCAGCGGCCAACAUGUCCAUCGCUGUGAAGGAGCAACAGAAGAACCAGAAGCCCACCAAGUCGGUGUGGGAGCAGCGGACGAGCGAGAUGCGGAAGCAGAACUUGCUGGCCAGCCGGGAGGCCCUGUACAACGAGAUGGACCCGGACGAGCGCUGGAAGGCCGCCUACGCCCGGCACCUGCGGCCGGACAUGAAGACCCACCUGGACCGGCCGCUGGUGGUCGAUCCCCAGGAGAACCGCAACAACAACACCAACAAGAGCCGGGCGGCCGAGCCCACGGUGGACCAGCGCCUCGGCCAGCAGCGGGCCGAGGACUUCCUCAGGAAACAGGCCCGCUACCACGACCGGGCCCGCGACCCCAGCGGCUCGGCGGGCCUGGACCCCCGCAGGCCCUGGGCGGGCAGCCCGGAGGCCGAGCUGAGCCGGGAGGGGCCUUACGGCCGCGAGUCGGACCACCCCUUCUAUGGGGCCUCGGUGGCUUAUGAAAACGCUCUGAGAGUAUUCAACAUCGUCUUCACCUCCCUCUUCUCUCUGGAAUGUGUGUUGAAAGUCAUGGCUUUUGGGAUUCUGAAUUAUUUCCGCGAUGCCUGGAACAUCUUCGACUUUGUGACUGUUCUGGGCAGCAUCACUGACAUCCUCGUGACUGAGUUUGGGAAUCCGAAUAACUUCAUCAACUUGAGCUUUCUCCGCCUCUUCCGAGCUGCCCGGCUCAUCAAACUCCUCCGUCAGGGUUACACCAUCCGAAUUCUUCUCUGGACCUUUGUGCAGUCCUUCAAGGCCCUGCCAUAUGUCUGUCUGCUGAUUGCCAUGCUUUUCUUUAUCUACGCCAUCAUCGGGAUGCAGGUGUUUGGCAACAUCGGCAUCGACGUGGAGGAUGAGGACAGUGAUGAGGAUGAGUUCCAAAUCACUGAGCACAAUAACUUUCGCACCUUCUUCCAGGCCCUCAUGCUUCUCUUCAGGUGA
Messenger RNA from Leptonychotes weddellii (Weddell seal), 2292 nucleotides. The record is from RefSeq and is a predicted model, not a curated record. Lineage: Eukaryota; Metazoa; Chordata; Mammalia; Carnivora; Phocidae.